GUUGAUAUCCUUGCUGAUCCAGCGCCUUCCUCUGUGCUCUUUGACAGGCACAGAUGUUGGGGGUGAGAUUUGUUGUGAAUAAUUGCUUGCAUUUCCUUGAUUAUGCAAACCACUGGCUUUUUCCAGGAACUCUCCACUUCCCGAAGCUCUAAGCUAGUUGCCGCCCAUUGGCUAAGUUAGUUUCAUUUUGGAGGAGGCAUAUUUUUCGAGUUGCACAACAGUGAUAACUGCCAGUGCCUGUUGGGACUGAGGUACCUGGAGUUCAGGGACUCCAACUGGCGACAAUGACAGCAGACGAGUUGGUUUUCUUUGUGAAUGGCAGAAAGGUGGUGGAGAAGAAUGCAGACCCAGAAACAACUCUUUUGGCCUACCUGCGGAGGAGCUUGGGGCUGAGUGGGACCAAGCUUGGCUGUGGAGAAGGAGGCUGUGGUGCUUGCACCGUGAUGGUUUCCAAGUAUGAUCGUCUCCAGAACAAGAUUAUCCACUUUUCUGUCAAUGCCUGCCUGACCCCCAUCUGCUCUUUGCACCACGUUGCCGUGACGACUGUGGAAGGAAUAGGAAGCACCAAGUCGAGGCUGCAUCCUGUGCAGGGACGUGGGAGCCAGAGCCUCCAGUUGAGCAAGCUGAUUACACUCCUUGAGAGGAGCAUCUUGGAGCAGUUAAGCGAGGAGAGAAUUGCCAAAAGCCAUGGUUCCCAGUGUGGAUUCUGCACCCCUGGCAUUGUCAUGAGCAUGUACACACUGCUUCGGAACCAGCCCGAGCCCACUAUGGAGGAGAUCGAGGAUGCUUUCCAAGGAAACCUGUGCCGCUGCACAGGCUACAGACCCAUCCUCCAGGGCUUCCGCACCUUCGCCAGGGUAAGUGGGGUUUCCAACGCAGCAGUGGUCCUGCUCCUAAUGCAGUAA
This is a messenger RNA of Hipposideros armiger (great roundleaf bat), 905 nucleotides long. RefSeq names its product xanthine dehydrogenase/oxidase-like. The record is from RefSeq and is a predicted model, not a curated record. Gene Ontology annotation, molecular function: oxidoreductase activity; iron ion binding; 2 iron, 2 sulfur cluster binding. The coding region runs from base 285 to 905 and encodes 206 amino acids. NCBI's taxonomy places the organism in Eukaryota, Metazoa, Chordata, Mammalia, Chiroptera, Hipposideridae. The transcript has 7 exons.